Aspergillus ochraceoroseus IBT 24754 is the source of this 891-nucleotide messenger RNA. RefSeq lists its product as uncharacterized. The record is from RefSeq and is a predicted model, not a curated record. The annotation marks the transcript as partial. The transcript has a single exon. Lineage: Eukaryota; Fungi; Ascomycota; Eurotiomycetes; Eurotiales; Aspergillaceae.
UUGACAGGAUCGACUGGGUUCCUUGGCAAGGAACUUCUCCGACAGCUCAACGAGCACCCUGAUGUGCCGGAGAUUCAUUGCCUGGCAGUGCGCGAGAAUGGGGCCGGUGUUGCAAGAAAAUCCCCCUUGCUCCAGUCUCCCAAAAUAACCAUUCACGCGGGGGAUCUCAGCUUGCCAAACCUAGGCAUGCCUGCGGACACUUUUGCGCGGAUCCUACAAGACUGCGAUAGUAUCAUCCACUGCGGGGCCGACAUCUCCUUUGUCCAACCCUACGAGCUACUGAAAGCAGCUAACGUGGGUGCUACGCAGGAGCUCGCUAGGGUAGCUGCGCAGUUUUCGAUUCCGCUUCACUACAUCUCCAGUGCGGCGCUGUCACAUUUUACGGGACUCGACAACGUUGGCGAGAUCUCCAUGCUUCCAUAUCCUCCUCCCUCGGAUGGCGAGCAAGGAUAUCUGACCUCCAAAUGGGUCAGUGAGAUCUACCUGGAAAACUGCAGUCGAACGCACAAUAUCCCACUUACCAUACACCGCAUUUCCAGCAUUGUCGGGCCCGAUGCCCCAGCAAUGGACAUCACGAACAAUGUACUGGGCUACUCGCGUCAAAUGCGAGCCGUGCCGAAUCUUCGCGGCUGUAGGGGCUUUGUGGACUUGAUCCCGGUGGACGUUGCAGCGGCGAACAUCGUCGCUGAGGCAGUCGCCGUAUCCUCGGAGACCGCUCUCAUUAGAUACGUCAAUGAAUCCGGCGAGACGCAGGUCGCUGCAAGUCAGCUCAAAGGGCAUCUGGAACAGGCAGCAGAGGAGUCGUUCCAGGAGAUGACCCUUGCGCAAUGGAUUCAGUCUGCACAGGAGCACGGCAUGCCUGAACUGGUGGCGCGAUUCCUCCGAUCCAUG